GCCGUCACUGUCUGUAUCGAUGGUACAGGACACAUUAUGUCAGCUUGUAAUAAAGGAUGUUUACGUAUAUUUCUAAUUUUCAUCAUCAUUCUGGGAAUUACAGCAAUCUUAUUGUUAAUAUACAUCAAACCAUUAAACAGCUGGAUUUACAUUCCCAUGGAAUCAGCUGCAUCAGUUCUAAAUAUAAAAAAUCCGUUUUCACAAAAGACUGAGGAGGACAACAGAACUAUUGUGCUCAUUUGGCUGUGGCCUUUUGGUCAGGCUUUUAGUCUCAAUUCUUGUAACUCAAGGUUCAACAUUCAUGGCUGCCAUUUGACUCAGGAUAGAAAUCUGUACAGCAAAUCCCAUGCUGUCCUUAUUCAUCACAGGGACAUCAGUGGGGACUUGUCCAACCUGCCCACAGAGCCACGGCCACCUUUCCAGAAAUGGGUUUGGAUGAACAUGGAGUCACCGACCCACAGUCCAAAAAGGAAUGGGCUUGGCCAACAAUUUAACCUAACCUUAACUUAUCGUCAAGAUUCAGAUAUUCAAGUGCCUUAUGGGUCUCUGAUUAUGAGUCCAGAUUCUUCAGAUUUUAAAGUUCCCAAUAAGAGCAAGCUAGUGUGUUGGGUUGUGAGCCACUGGAGUCCUAACCAUGUGAGAGCAAAGUACUAUAAUGAACUGAUCAAGUACAUUGAUAUCUCUGUGCAUGGGCGCGCCUUUGGGGAAUAUCUGAACAAUAAUGAUUUCAUACCAUUGUUAACUAGUUGCAAAUUCUACCUUUCCUUUGAAAACUCAAUCCAUAAGGAUUACAUUACUGAAAAGCUCUAUAACCCUUUGCGAACAGGCACAGUGCCUGUGGUCUUGGGCCCAUCCAGAGAAAACUACGAGACUUUCAUUCCAGCAGACUCUUUCAUUCACGUGGAUGAUUUUACGUCAGCUAAGGAGCUGGCAGAGUACCUGCACCAUCUUGAUAAAGACCAAGACUUGUAUAGGACCUACUUCAAGUGGAGGAAAUACUACAAAGUAAAGAUGCCAUAUUUCUGGGAGGAACAUGCGUGUGCUACUUGUGAACAUGUAAAACGGAAAAACAACUAUAGAUCUGCUCGUAAUUUAGAGAAAUGGUUUUGGGAUUGAACUCAGCUGAAAAUCAACUUCUAGUGAAUAUUGUGGAUGAUUUUCUCUACAAUUGUGUUUUUUCUCUGCAAAUAAUUUUUCCUUACGUCCCUGCCAGGUACGCUCCAUCCUUGGCUUCCUUCUUUUCCUCACUUAAAUGCUCCCUCUCAGCGAUGUCAUCCACAAACUUCGGAUCAACUUUCACACAUGUGCAGAUGACACCCAAAUCUAUUCUCCUCCUCCAGCUGUGACCCCCAGGUCCGCGGAUGUUCUGCUCUCUUGCUUCUCAAACAUCAAAGCCUAGAUGAGCACCAACAUUCUGCAGCUAAAUAUUGACAAGCCAGACUCCUUGGUUCCCAUCAAUGUUUUCUCACCAGUGACACUGAUUUCCUUAACCUCCCCAGCCUAUCCUUCAGAUUUACCGAACCUGUGCGUAUCAUGGGCGUCAGGUUCCUACCCCUCAUCCGGAGCCUGACCAGAACCACUUUCCUCUACUUCCACCACAUUGCCCACCUCUGACCUUACCUCACAGUAACGCAACUGAAUCCCUUAGCUAUGCAUUCGUCACCUCACUCGCGAUUAUUCCAACGUCGUCCUCGCAGGUCUCCCCGGCUCCACCAUUCAUAAAAUUCAAUUAAUUUAAAACUCCGCCAUCUAUACCUUCACCUGCACCAACCUCCACCAUGACCUCAGUCCUUGCCAGGCUCCACUGGCUCC
This is a messenger RNA of Callorhinchus milii (elephant shark), 1812 nucleotides long. It is a transcript of the gene fut9a, whose product is annotated as fucosyltransferase 9a. The coding region runs from base 37 to 1116 and encodes 359 amino acids. The transcript is spliced from 2 exons. Gene Ontology annotation, cellular component: membrane. Gene Ontology annotation, molecular function: alpha-(1->3)-fucosyltransferase activity. Lineage: Eukaryota; Metazoa; Chordata; Chondrichthyes; Chimaeriformes; Callorhinchidae. The record is from RefSeq and is a predicted model, not a curated record.